AACGCGCCAACCUUUUCAUCUCCGGUCACCACUACCGUACACUCAGCUCCCUUACUCACUCGACGCAGCAAUGGCGGAUUCACCAUCUCGCAACGACGAUCAGAAUCUCCUCCUUCCUCUAGAGGCCGAGUCGCAGCUCUCAUCUCUCGUUUACGAUAUGUCACAGCAGGUGCAGACAGUAAUGGAAAACAUGCUUAAGAUGACUAAUGAGAUAGAUCAAAGCUCCAAUGGCAUCAUUGAAGAUAUCGAGAAAUGCAGGGACUCUGCUCUUGAGAGGAAGAGAAAUCUGGAGGAACAGAAGGAAAGAUUCCAAAAGGCUGCUUUUACCGUUAUAGACAUGCUCAACAACAGAAAUUAACAGAUUACUAUGACAUGCAACUGAUUUGUACGGCGAUAGGAUGGCAUUUUUUGGGUCUUCGGUUAUCAUUUAGCAAGCUCAGUGCAUGUUUGUGCCUGCUAUCAUCAAAUCAGCAAGCUUGCAAGUGCCAUGCAUUGAGUGGCUUAGUAUAGUUUAGACGAAAACAAGAUUUACCAUUCCCAUCUUCAUUUCCACUUAUGUUGCCGUCAUGCUGCUGUUCUUCAUUUGAUAACAUACGCUGUAGGAGCAAAGGAAUUGUGAGAAACAUCACACAUGGUUAUAUACAUCUAGUAUGGAAGCUUGCGCUGUAAUUUCUCUGAAUCAGAAAAAUAUAUGUAACCGCUGAAAUUUAAAGUAAUGCUUCAUUUAAAAGAUUUAC
This is a messenger RNA of Punica granatum (pomegranate), 737 nucleotides long. The record is from RefSeq and is a predicted model, not a curated record. Lineage: Eukaryota; Viridiplantae; Streptophyta; Magnoliopsida; Myrtales; Lythraceae.